UAGGUUCCUCCAACGUUUUGUUUGACAUAUCUGUUUUAGUAUUUUUCAGGGCAAUUAUUAUCACGUUUACCUACUCACUCCUACAUGCCAUCUUAUUCGCAGUCUGACUCCAAAUAUACGUGCCCCAAAUGACUAUCACCUAUUGCAUAUCUCUCCUAAAACCUCAUCAGCUUCUUGUGAUGGACUCGGAGGCAUUCUGAAUCUCGAACCGAUAUGUACGUGUGCUGUGCUACUCUCACAUUCUCACUAACUUCGACCCUGAACAUUCAGGCAUUAGCCGUGCCUACUAAUUGCAUGGCACUCGACCUAUCACCGUUGACAAUUUUUCUGCUGCGGUGAAUGAAACGUCUACACGAGUUUCAGUCACCUUCGAUCGGAUGAUUCGAUUCGCCGCUCCCUGUUCCAUUUGGCUUUCAAUUCGUCGUGUGAGACUAACAACCUCUCACUGGCUUCCUCACCAUAUUUAUCCGUUACCUUGUGUAACACUGAGGCCAAAUUGAUCGAACUGUUGGCACCGCUAACAAGUUCGCGCCUAUGGACAUGGAACGCUUAUUUGAAGAUUUUCGUUGGGAUCUGGAAAAUGUUAAGACCUGGCUUCUCAUGCUUCAGCCUUACCUUCCUGACACGGCUGCCUGGAUGUCAAGUGUGAACAAUAUGUCGAACUCUGAACUCCGAUCCGCGUCUAAAUUUUACCAGGCCAGCCUGAUGGAGGUGGAAAAGCACGCCAAAACUCUUUCGGACGUUAUACGUGCAGUGCGCACGCUGAAGAGUGCACCUGAUUUGGAUACCGCUAUCUUUAUGCGAGUGACCCAGAUGGAAGGAUUGGUGCUUGAACUGGAGUCAGCUUGCCACUUACGAUGGCUGCAUUUGCUCGAACUAACCAUGUGCAUCGAUCGGACUUAUUUCCCAAGUCUCAACUUACCUGCUCAGUUAUUCCAUUCAGUUAACGAAAAUGGCCAGGCAAACUGCGCGCGAUCAUCCCCCUCCAUGGAUUCCUCUCCUCUCCACAGUGAUGCAAAGCCCAGUAACAAACUCACGUAUAAUCCAUUCAACAUAGUUUUUAACCCCUUCGAUGAGGACAUACCUGAUUUACCUUUGUCAGAUAGUGUUGUCGCGGGUCCGCGUCCCUGGUCGUCAUUAACAUGUGGACCGGGAAGCGCAUAUAGUUCAGGCUCAGGUCCACCCCUCCUCUUUGUUCAUUCCUCGCUGAAUGUACAUCCUGAACAUGAGAUGCGGUUUCCAACAAGUGGAUCUGUUCCUGUCUCAAAAACACAGAUGUCAGGCGCAGCGGUUUCGGGCGAGAAUUAUCUGCCGUCCAGUCUGGCCAUCUUCCCUGAUUUAUCACGAGACAAAGUUCUUGGUUUUUCGAACAGAUCAAAUGAUAGUCAUUACGAGAGUGAGCCGGAACAGCAGUUGAAAUCUACCUUCUCAAGUACAGUGACUCCGGUUAUGUCACUGGCCAAUUGGGGAAAAGCACCCUUUCAUCACUCCUCUUGUGCAUGUAGUCAGAACUGCUGUGCUAAUAAAUCCACUCGGAGCUUAGAUCAUCUCGCAAUCGAUAUGCCCCUCCGUACCUGUUCCUCUUCCCCGUGCUUUUUCAACUCCUUCGACACCACUUCCAUGGAACGCCACAAGAAAGCGAAUAAUCCUACAGCAUCCUGUCCUUUUCUCGCGCCUUCGCAUGCAUUUGUGAACCAUCUGCAUUUACGUGGUCACAUGCAGCUAAACAGUGAUAUCCACCGUUCCCAUAUAUAUGCUACGGAACAAAUUUCCACUGAAAUUAAUGUGCCCACAGGACAGCAGCGUAAUUUUUUCCGCGAAACCUACCAUAGUAGUUCGCAACCGAGUCUGUUGUCGUCUCGACUAGCAACAAGACUACGGAUGCCUACGCGUAAAAACAAGAGCACAGAGACAGUGCGCCAUUCAGGUAGCCAUAGUAGGCACAAGCGAGGCCGCUGCGCUCACCUUUCGGUAUGGAAACACACCAGCCUGAACUCUUCCAGUGAAUCGUCUGUCGACGGCGACGCUAGUGACCUGGAGCGAAGAAGAUGGACGACGCGAGUGAGAUAUUAUCUGGAUGCCGCUACCCACGCCGAGGAACUUGUCCGACGUCAGCAGCUCUCCACUGAUUUGAGAGCAUGGUUAAACACACUGGGGCCCACACUAUUUGCUAGAACUUCGCCGCACAUUCGGAAAAGUAGCAUUGCAGCCCAUGAAAGAGAAGUAUUAGUCCGACAGAAUUCAGAGGAUCAAGAUUUAUCUGUCAUAUCACACGCCCCCGGUGGGUCUGCAGCUCCAAAUCCUAUUAGCCUCGAUACUCUGAAACGUGAAGCAAGCCAGGAACAUUUAAUGAGCUAUUGGGAUGAUUAUCAGGUCCCGUUGUAUUCCAGUUCCAGUGAAGCUGAUACUCAUGAACCAGUGGGUGUGUUCGCUGAGGAGUUUCCGUGGGACGAUGUCGGCGACUCAUGUGCCAGUGACGUCGGGGUACUCGAUCCAGCGCUACCCGAUUCUUCGCGAGAUGCUAAGCUGGCUUGUGAGGAGUACGUACCUUUUCGAUCGCCAUUGACCACCAUGGCUCAGGCGGAUAAUAGUGAUGAACACAUUCCCGAUAUUUCAAUUGGAUACAAACAGGAUACUAUGGAUUUAUCCACCACAACUUCCGUGCUUUUCAACCAGAAGUCUAGUAGCGUUGAUGCCAGUUUCGAGGUUUGUAGCCCGUCCGUAGUAACUACGGCUUCACAAACGAGGGAUUUUGAUCUUACAGACGCAACCGAUAGAGUGGACUUUGCUCGUUUUCCGCAGGGAUUGAGAACACAUCCAGAUGGCGGAUCUCAACUCAAGAUCGAUAAUGAUCCAACACACCACCUGCUUGCUAACAACCACACACAACGGGAGAGCGGGUUCUUCUUCUCUUCAUCCGAUCACGUUCCAUCUUGUGCAGAGUUUAAAUUGCGCGGCAAGUGUUUCUCAUUUCCACGAUGUCGUCGGCAGUGCCUGGGUCUGUCCUCUCAGCUACCUAAUGGGGAAUGUUUCAACAGGCACCGCUCCUCCUGCAUCGUCACCGACCGAAUCUUUCCACAGUCAAACCCGAGUUGCACGUACCAUGACAUACUGGAUCGUUCACGAACUCGUCUGAGAAAGCUCGCUAACAACCUGUAUCAAUUUAUUAACUUGAGAUCCAGAUCUAACCGAUGCGUCAUCAAAAGUCACAUAAGCUCUCAUUCAGAUUGGAAUACAGCCAUAACCCAGUGGCAGAAUGAAUUGUCCAGACUGAUCCACUUGGCUGAAGCAGAACUAUCUUUGUUGCAUGGAAGCGCCGGUGACUGGAAUGACCCACGUACCACAUUGAAUCAUUGUCCUUCCACGUCACCCGCUGAUUCGUCACCUUAUUUUCCUACUCAUCCGACUGCCCAGUCCGAUUGGGUCAAGCUUAUCGAUGAAGCGAGACGGUGGCUACUCCGCUCCUGCUCCGAUGAAUCCAUUCGCCAACGAUUACAAUCUCUUCGCUCUCGACUCACCGACGCUACGGAAUUCGUUCAAAGUCUACCGCCGGUGUCAAGUAGUAUGGGUGAAGGCUGUACCGUCGAAGGAAGAUCUUCGUCACACGAACCUUUCGACUCUCGGGAACUGGCGUACACCGUGACCCGACUGGAAUCUAUCAUCGAGCAACUGGAUCGGUUGCACUCAGUACUUGAUCGACGUCUAACCAUGCUAGCUGAAUCCGCACACACAACCAGCAUGCCAGACGUCGUGGUCUUAUUUGCGGCUAACAAUGCCGAUCUGAGACAACAACUUGAUGAACUCCAAGCUGACGCGUGCGUCGUACGCAAGCAAUUGUCCGAAAGAUUGACCCUGAGUACAUCCUCAAACCAAUUAAUUAAACUAGGCAAACCUCUUUGUGAUAUGGAGCAGAAUUGCCAGACAAAAUGUCAUGAGUGGGAGGAUCUCAGCGCUGAUACAGUCGUUCAUGCAAAAAACCUGGUGCACUCGUCAACCCAAUUUGUCACUCCACCUAUUUCUCCGAAGAUCUCUCACUUCGCUCGCCUUAUCUUUAUGACCAGUGGUAUAUUUGUAUCUGCUUGCUGCUGCUGCUGCUAUCUUCUGGCCCACUUUCUCCCCUGCAACAACCUUUCGCAAGAUUGGCCUAGUCCAGUGCACAUUUUUGAACAGCUACUUCAUCCGUUCUUUACUGAUAUGGAUUCCACCUGCCCACUGAAGCGCGAAGGAGUGGCUACGUUCGUUGAUCUCACGCACGGUCCUGUGCCUUUUUAGUCACCUGUCUCCACAUAUCUCACUUUUACUUUGAAGUGGUCGGAGUGCUCAACUCCUGUACAUAUUACUUUCAGAGAUUUUUGACCUCUCUAGUGCAAUAAUUUUUGCUUACUUCUCUCCGCGCGAUCUUAUUUCUUACCGCUUUGACUACGCGACAUGACAUUCAUCUUUACUUUACUUUUGUCUUUUACCUGCGUCGUUCACUUGUACUCUCACUUUAUUCGCUGCCCUAUCAUCUAAUCUUUGCUUGAGCUGUCUUCUCUCUUCCGUAUAGAGGAAGACCUAUUGACAGAAUUGCUGUGCAUGAACAAUCACGCAAUGAAUACACACUCAUUCUGUCCCUACGAGUUCACCAAACGAUUUAUAGGUGGAUACGUUUUCCUUUUCGCCGGCUUAGAGUAAAGUUUGUCAUUGUUCUUCUGGUCCGUCUGUUACAUAAGUUAUGACAGUAUCCUCAUGUUGCCUCCUUGACAAGCUCACCUGAGUAGUGUAUCUGCUUCCGUGCUGAUUUUCUUCCUCUCCAAUAUGUAACCUACUAGUAA
Molecule: messenger RNA, 4814 nt
Organism: Dicrocoelium dendriticum
Lineage: Eukaryota; Metazoa; Platyhelminthes; Trematoda; Plagiorchiida; Dicrocoeliidae
Source: the annotation of a GenBank genome assembly